AUGUAUAUCUAUAAAUAUUUAGCUAUUACAUUAGCUUUUGUUAGUGUAAUCAGUGCACUUAACAAUGGUUUAGGUCUUACCCCACAGAUGGGUUGGAAUAGCAAUUGGAUAAAUUCUUAUUAUUUGAUUACUUAUAGUUGGAAUUACUUUGCAUGUAAUAUCAAUGAAACUGUUAUUAUGGAAACCGCCAAAGCUAUGGCAACCAACGGUAUGAAGGAUGCCGGUUAUGUAUAUGUCAACAUAGAUGAUUGUUGGGCUGAAUCCAGAGAUAAAAACGGUGUUAUUCAACCAGAUUCAAACACAUUCCCAAAUGGAAUUGCUUAUAUUGCUGAUUAUGUUCAUGGUUUGGGUUUGAAGUUGGGAAUUUACACUGAUGCUGGUACUGAGACAUGUGCUGGUCGUCCAGGUAGUUUCGGAUAUGAGCAAAUCGAUGCUCAAACCUAUGCCUCUUGGGGAAUCGAUUAUCUCAAGGAAGAUUGGUGUAACACUGGAUCGAAUCAACCAUUGUCAAGAUACUCCAUCAUGUCACAAGCAUUGAACGCCACUGGUCGUCCAAUUUUCUUCUCUCUCUGUGACUGGGGUACCGAUAAUCCAUGGGAAUGGGGACCAACUGUCGGUAACUCAUUCAGAACCACCGGUGACAUCAAAGACAACUGGGCCAGUUUCAUGAACAAUCUUAACCUUCAAAUCCCAAUUACUUCCUACUCCCAAGUUGGUGGAUGGAAUGAUCCAGAUAUGUUAGAGGUUGGAAAUGGUGGAAUGACAACAACUGAAUACAUUUCACAUUUCUCUUUAUGGUCAAUUUUGAAUGCUCCAUUGAUUGCAGGUAAUGAUUUAAGAAAUAUCGAUCAAACUACUUUGAGUAUCUUGACAGCACCAGAGGUUAUUGCAGUCAACCAAGAUCCACUCGGUAAGCAAGGUGCAUUGGUACGUUCAUACAAUGGUGGACUCCAACAAGUUUGGGCCAAACCAAUGGCUGAUGGUUCAAGAGUAGUCGUUCUAUUCAACACCGAUUCGAUUUCAGCCGAUAUUCAACUUGAAUGGGUUGAUAUCUAUGUACAAAACACUGCCACUAUGACUGUCCGUGAUCUCUGGGCACGUUCUGAUGUCGGUCAAUACACCGGAUCUUACGUAUCCCUCAAUGUACCAUCUCACGGAUGUGCAAUGUUGAAGAUUUAUUAA
Heterostelium album PN500 is the source of this 1182-nucleotide messenger RNA. It is a transcript of the gene melA, whose product is annotated as putative alpha-galactosidase. The transcript is spliced from 4 exons. The record is from RefSeq and is a predicted model, not a curated record. Gene Ontology annotation, molecular function: hydrolase activity, hydrolyzing O-glycosyl compounds. Gene Ontology annotation, biological process: carbohydrate metabolic process. Lineage: Eukaryota; Evosea; Eumycetozoa; Acytosteliales; Acytosteliaceae. The coding region runs from base 1 to 1182 and encodes 393 amino acids.